AUGCCAAAGACAGAAUUGGUGCAGAAGUUUCAUGUGCUGUAUCUUGGUAUGACGUCUGUGUCUCGCCCAAUAGGUAUGGACAUCAUAAACGGGGCCAUAGAAAACCUCGUGUCAUCCACAGGAAAAGAAGACUGGACUCCUGUCAUACUGAGUAUUGCUGACACCACCGUUGCUGUCAUCAAAGAAAAGGCACAAAAAAACUUUGAGGAAGAUGAGGAGGUGCUGGUGGAGUGCCGCGUCCGAUUUUUGUCCUUCAUGGGUGUGGGACGGGAUGUGCAUACAUUUGCCUUCAUUAUGGACACUGGAAGCCAACACUUCCAGUGCCAUGUGUUCUGGUGCGACCCGAAUGCAGGCUGUGUGUCAGAGGCAGUGCAGGCAGCUUGUGUGCUCCGGUACCAAAAGUGUCUGGUGGCACGGCCGCCCUCCCAGCGCGCCAGCUCCUCUUCCUCGCCCUCUCCAGACUCUGUGACCCGGCGGGUGACCACCAGCGUGAAACGCAGCGUCCAGUCUCUCAUAGACACUCUGAAACCCAAGAAACAGCCGUCAGAACUGCCCCAGCAAUGA
This is a messenger RNA of Menidia menidia (Atlantic silverside), 564 nucleotides long. Lineage: Eukaryota; Metazoa; Chordata; Actinopteri; Atheriniformes; Atherinopsidae. The record is from the annotation of a GenBank genome assembly.